GGUAGGGCGCAGGUCGCAGGGUCCCGUACUUUACUUCCUGGCUCUUUACACUUCUCACACAUCAUCCUGACGUCGAUUGCAUUGGGCGAGCGGUAACGUCGUCAUGCGCGUGUUGUGUGUCGCUGAAAAACCAUCCAUUGCGAGGUCAAUCAGCCAAAUCCUGUCUGGUGGCAGGAUAACAACUAGGCAGACUCAAUGUAAAUUCAUCAAGAAUUUCGACUUUGACUAUCCACAGAUGAAUUCCGCCUUCACGAUGACUGCCGUCGCUGGGCAUUUGCUCGAGCACAACUUCUCAGAUGCAUACAAUCGUUGGUAUUCGUGCGAUCCGAUUUCAUUGUUCGAUGCUCCAUUACAUGUUGCGGUUCCCGCCGACUUCAAGUCCAUCGAACGAAAUCUUUUGACCGAAGCGCGUACAGCAGAUACCUUAAUGAUUUGGACGGACUGUGACAGGGAGGGUGAAAACAUUGGAUGGGAGAUCAUGUCCGUCUGUCGCAAAGCGCGACCGAACAUCCUUGUCAAACGAGCCAGGUUCAGCGCUAUCAUUGCACAGCAAAUUCACCGUGCUGCACAGCAUUCAGUGGAACUUGACAAAGCCCAAGCAGAUGCCGUAGAAGCGCGGAUUAUCCUUGAUCUGCGCAUCGGAGCAGCUUUCACUCGCAUGCAAACCCUUACUCUUCGGCAACGUUUGCCCCAAUUCAAAGACAUACGUGUAGUAUCGUACGGGCCAUGUCAGUUCCCUACGUUGGGCUUUGUUGUCGCCAGGUAUAAUCAGGUGAAGUCUUUCACCCCCGAAGACUUUUGGUACAUCUUCCUUUCAUUGGAUCGCGAGAUUAGCGGCGAGGUGAAGAAGGUCGAUUUCACAUGGAGAAGAGGUCACCUAUUUGCGGCUGACGUAGUCAUCGAGAUAUAUGAGGGUAUCGUGGCAUCACCGCGAGCGCGGGUGAUAAAAGUAACGAAGAAGAACGUCAAGAAAUGGAAACCUUUGCCGUUGACUACUGUCGAGCUUCAGAAGGCUGGUUCGCGUUUACUCAAGCUUGCCCCCAAGAAAGUCCUAGAUAUCGCAGAGAAACUGUAUCAGCAAGGUUUUCUGUCAUAUCCACGUACAGAGACGGAUCAAUAUGACCCGAAGUUUGACUUCAUGAGCUUGAUCGCAAAGCAGACUGUGGAUCGUACGUGGGGGAUGUUUGCACAAGGACUGCAGGAAGGUGGGUUCAACACUCCCCGCCAGGGAAAGAACAACGACAAAGCACAUCCCCCCAUCCAUCCCACCGCGCAUGCCGGGAACUUGGCUGGAGAUGAUAAGAAGGUGUACGAUUUCAUCACACGGCGAUUCCUAGCGAGUUGUUCCAAGGAUGCUGAAGGUUCUGAGACCACCGUCGAAGUCGAGUAUGGUGGAGAAGAGUUUUAUGCUACUGGUUUAAUCGUGCUACAGCGGAACUACCUGGAUGUCUAUCCGUACGAUAAGUGGAAUGCAAAGGAGAUACCCAACUUCAGGGAUGGAGAGGAGUUUGAACCUACAUCCUGUGAGAUCAAAGAGGGAAAGACGACGCCACCAUCCUUGCUCACUGAGGCGGACCUAGUUGCAUUGAUGGACAAGAAUGGCAUAGGGACAGAUGCGACCAUUGCUCAACACAUACAGACUAUCAUUGAUCGUGAGUACGUGAUUGAGCGGAUGGAUGGAACCACAAAGCACCUCUUGCCCUCCACCCUUGGCAUGGGGUUGGUGGAGGGAUACAACGAGAUUGGGUUCGAUCGCAGUCUGUCGAAGCCGCAACUACGACGUGAGGCAAAGCGCAGCAUGGUUCAAGUGUGCGAAGGAACUAAAUCCAAGGAUCAAAUGCUCUUGGAGAGCAUCGAACAGUACCGAGAGAUGUAUAUAAUUGCCAAAAGGGAAUUUGAUAAAGUUCUUUCGGUAAGUUUUACUGUCUUCGUAUAGAGUGCUUUGGGUGAUGGCUUCAGAGUGUGCGAAGGUAUAUCGAAGGCAAUAGGACGGAGGACCCCGGACGUCGGGAUGGUGGUCAUAAUCCUGGCGGAGGAAACAGUGGUGCGGGCAACGGCGGUGGCGGCGGAGGUGGGAGAGACGAUCAUGA
Molecule: messenger RNA, 2090 nt
Organism: Pisolithus orientalis
Lineage: Eukaryota; Fungi; Basidiomycota; Agaricomycetes; Boletales; Pisolithaceae
Product: prokaryotic type I DNA topoisomerase
Exons: 10
Coding region: 104-1936 (610 amino acids)
Biological process (GO): DNA topological change
Cellular component (GO): nucleus
Molecular function (GO): DNA binding; DNA topoisomerase type I (single strand cut, ATP-independent) activity
Source: RefSeq, a predicted model, not a curated record